AUGGCGCACGUCCGAGGCCCAUGGCUGCCUGGCUGCCUGGUCCUGGUCACCCUGUUCAGCCUUGUGCACAGCCAGCCUGUGUUCCUGGCUCCUCAGCAAGCACUGUCGCUGCUCCAGCGUGUCCGCCGGGCCAACAGCGGCUUCCUGGAGGAAUUGCGCAAGGGUAACCUGGAGCGAGAAUGCAUGGAGGAGCAGUGCAGCUAUGAAGAGGCUUUUGAGGCUCUGGAAUCUUCCACGGAAACGGAGGUGUUCUGGUCCAAGUACAUAGUUUGUGAAUCAGUAAGAAAAUCUCGAGAAAAGUUCAAUGAAUGUAUGGAAGGAAACUGCGCUGAGGGUCUGGGCAAGAACUACCGAGGAAAUGUGAGCUACACCAGGUCAGGCAUCCAAUGCCAGCUCUGGAGGACCCGCUACCCACAUAAGCCUGAAAUCAACACUACUCUCCCUGAGUAUGACCUGAAGGAGAAUUUCUGCCGCAACCCAGAUGGCAGCACAACGGGGCCAUGGUGUUAUACGACAGACCCCACUGUACGGAGGGAGGAGUGCAGCAUACCUCUGUGUGGCCAGAAGGGUGUCACUGUGGAGCUGAUCCCACGCUCUAAAACUACCAGGAUGGAGACCGUACCCUCAUUAGGGCUGUGUGUCCUAGACCGUGGCCAGCAGUACCAGGGUCACCUGGCAGUGACCACACAUGGCUCCACCUGCCUGGCUUGGAACAGCACACAGGCCAAGGCCUUGAGUAAGGACCAGGACUUCAAAAGCACGGUGCCACUGGUGGAGAACUUCUGCCGGAAUCCGGACGGGGAUGAGGAGGGCGUUUGGUGUUAUGUGGCCGGGCAGCCUGGUGACUUUGAGUACUGCGACCUUAACUACUGCGAGGAACCAGUGGACGAGGACAGUGAAGACUUGGCAGGUGAGGACUCAGACCCAGCCUUCAUGGAAGGACGCAUCACCAACGACUCGUACCAGUCCUUUUUCAACGAGAAGACCUUCGGCACUGGGGAGGCAGAUUGUGGACUGCGCCCCCUGUUCGAGAAGAAGUCGGUGAAGGACGCGACAGAAAAUGAACUGAUGGAUUCCUACGUGGAGGGGCGCAUCGUGGCGGGUUUUGAUGCGGAGCAAGGCGUUGCUCCCUGGCAGGUGAUGAUUUUCCGUAAGAGCCCCCAGGAGCUGCUAUGUGGGGCCAGCCUUAUCAGUGACCGCUGGGUACUCACUGCGGCCCACUGCCUGUAUUACCCACCCUGGGACAAGAACUUCACCGUAAAUGACCUUCUGGUGCGCAUCGGCAAGCAUUCCCGCACCAGGUAUGAGCGGAACAUUGAGAAGAUCUCAAUGCUGGAUAGCAUCUGCAUCCACCCCAGAUACAAUUGGAAGGAGAACCUGGACAGGGACAUCGCUCUACUGAAGCUCAAGAAGCCCAUCGCCUUUAGCGACUACAUUCACCCUGUGUGCCUGCCCGACAAGAAGACAAUGAACAGAUUGCUGCGCAUGGGCUACAAAGGAAGAGUGACUGGCUGGGGCAACCUGAAGGAGACGUGGGUGAUCAGCAUUUCUGAGGUGCAGCCCAGCGUGCUGCAGGUGGUGAACCUGCCCUUGGUGAAUCAUACCGCCUGCAAGUUCUCUACCCGCAUCCGUGUCACGGACAACAUGUUCUGUGCUGGCUACAGUUCCAAAGAAGGCCUAAGAGGGGAUGCUUGUGAAGGUGACAGUGGGGGACCCUUUGUCAUGAAGAGCCCCUAUAAUAACCGCUGGUAUCAAAUGGGCAUCGUCUCAUGGGGUGAAGGCUGUGCCCGGGAUGGAAAGUAUGGCUUCUACACACAUGUGUUCCGCCUGAAGAAGUGGAUAAAGAAAGUCGUUGAUCAGUCUGGAUGCUGA
Messenger RNA from Chrysochloris asiatica (Cape golden mole), 1872 nucleotides. It is a transcript of the gene F2, whose product is annotated as coagulation factor II (thrombin). The record is from RefSeq and is a predicted model, not a curated record. Bases 1 to 1872 code for a protein of 623 amino acids. Gene Ontology annotation, biological process: platelet activation; blood coagulation; proteolysis. The transcript is spliced from 14 exons. Gene Ontology annotation, cellular component: extracellular region. Gene Ontology annotation, molecular function: serine-type endopeptidase activity; calcium ion binding. NCBI's taxonomy places the organism in Eukaryota, Metazoa, Chordata, Mammalia, Afrosoricida, Chrysochloridae.